CCUAGCCUGACCGUUAACCAACGGCGGAACUCUAACUCCUACUUUAUCACUUUAUUAACCCACGGAUCCUCAAAGCAAGUGGUUUUCGGUUUUCUCUGUAUAUCGCUGCUUGAUUUUGAUCAGCCCAAGGCUUUAAUAUCGGUCAAUUCUGUUCAGAUCUUUUUUGAGAUAGAUUGAGAUGGGGAGCUCUGGACAAUUCACAUGGAAGCUGGCGGAUCAUCCAAAGCUUCCCAAGGAGAAGAUUAUUGCAAUGGUAGUUUUGGAUGGUUGGGGUGAGGCUAACCCUGAUGAAUAUAACUGUAUCCACGUUGCUGAGACUCCCACCAUGGACUCCUUCAAAAAGACUGCUCCUGAGAAGUGGAGAUUGAUUAGGGCUCAUGGUACCGCUGUGGGUCUUCCGACUGAAGAUGAUAUGGGCAACAGUGAAGUUGGUCACAAUGCUCUUGGCGCUGGACGCAUUUUUGCUCAAGGUGCAAAGCUUGUUGACCUUGCUCUUGCCUCUGGAAAAAUCUUUGAAGGAGAGGGAUUUAAGUAUAUAAAGGAAUCUUUUGCAACCAAUACUUUACACCUUAUUGGCUUACUAAGUGAUGGAGGAGUUCACUCCAGGCUUGAUCAGUUGCAGUUGUUGCUAAAAGGUGCUGCUGAACGUGGUGCUAAAAGAAUCCGAGUUCAUGUUCUUACUGAUGGACGUGAUGUUAUAGAUGGUACAAGUGUUGGCUUUGUAGAAACUCUUGAUAAAGAUCUAGCAAUUUUACGUGAAAAAGGUGUUGAUGCACAGAUUGCAUCUGGUGGAGGCCGCAUGCAUGUUACAAUGGAUCGUUAUGAGAAUGACUGGAAUGUUGUGAAACGAGGAUGGGAUGCUCAGGUCCUUGGUGAAGCCCCACAUAAGUUUCGAAAUGCUCUUGAAGCUGUCAAGAAACUAAGGGAAGAACCCAAAGCCAAUGACCAGUACUUACCUCCUUUUGUCAUUGUUGAUGAGAACGGCAAGCCAGUGGGCCCAAUUGUGGAUGGUGAUGCUGUUGUCACAUUCAACUUCCGUGCAGAUCGUAUGGUUAUGAUUGCCAAGGCGCUUGAAUAUGAGAAGUUUGACAAAUUUGACAGAGUCAGAUUCCCUAAAAUCCGUUAUGCUGGAAUGCUCGAGUAUGAUGGCGAGUUGAAGCUUCCAAGCCAUUACCUUGUAUCACCACCAGAGAUAGAAAAAACUUCUGGUGAAUAUUUAGUCCAUAAUGGUGUUCGCACAUUCGCUUGCAGUGAGACUGUCAAAUUUGGUCAUGUCACUUUCUUCUGGAAUGGAAAUCGUUCUGGAUGUUUUAACCCAGAAAUGGAGGAAUAUGUUGAAAUUCCCAGUGAUGUUGGAAUCACAUUCAACGUCAAACCAAAGAUGAAGGCACUAGAGAUUGCAGAGAAGGCAAGGGAUGCUAUCCUCAGCCGCAAAUUCCACCAGGUUCGUGUCAACCUACCAAAUGGUGACAUGGUUGGACAUACAGGAGAUAUUGAUGCCACAGUUGUGGCAUGCAAGGCUGCUGAUGAUGCUGUCAAGAUGAUCAUUGAUGCUAUAGAGCAAGUUGGUGGAAUAUAUGUUGUCACUGCAGAUCAUGGCAAUGCUGAGGACAUGGUGAAGAGGGACAAGUCUGGGAAACCAGCUGUUGAUAAGAGUGGCAAAAUUCAGAUACUAACGUCACACACGCUUCAGCCAGUGCCCAUUGCCAUUGGAGGUCCUGGAUUGGCAGCAGGUGUCAGAUUCCGGAAUGAUGUUCCCAGCGGUGGACUUGCUAAUGUGGCUGCAACAGUGAUAAAUCUCCAUGGAUUUGAGGCACCUGGUGACUACGAGCCUACUCUGAUUGAAGUAGUGGAUUGACGUAAAACGUAUAAAUUCACGUUAGUUUUGCUUAAAUAUUGAUCAGAAACUGCACAAUGCAAAAGCCUGGCUACGCUGGGCAUAUUCUCUGGAUAAAUAAGCAAUUUUGAGUUUGCUUGUGGGGUGUUGGCCUCCCUAUUUUGGAUUUUUGUAUGCAUUACUCAUUAAUUAUAUGGAAUUGAAUUAAUAGUGUACUUCAGAUGCACUUUCAGGAA
Messenger RNA from Manihot esculenta (cassava), 2073 nucleotides. Its product is annotated as 2,3-bisphosphoglycerate-independent phosphoglycerate mutase. Lineage: Eukaryota; Viridiplantae; Streptophyta; Magnoliopsida; Malpighiales; Euphorbiaceae. The coding region runs from base 179 to 1858 and encodes 559 amino acids. Gene Ontology annotation, biological process: glucose catabolic process. Gene Ontology annotation, cellular component: cytoplasm. The record is from RefSeq and is a predicted model, not a curated record. Gene Ontology annotation, molecular function: manganese ion binding. The transcript has 10 exons.